CCUUGGCGCGAUUUUUUUAGAUUGGCGAUAAAUCUUUCUAUAUGGCAACCCCCAUCCGACCGACAACUAAUUAUAAUAGGGUAAUUGCAUUAACCCUAUUGGUCAACUGGUCAACUGAAUGUCCAGACGCCAUUAUUUAAUUUUCGUUUGACCACGUUGCACGUGUGCUUUUUCAAUCUUCAGCUCCCGCGUUCUUUUAUUUGGAUUUUUUUGUGAUGGCUGCUGCAUGGGGAAUGUCUGAGGUAAGUGCGAGAAUGUUUGGUGAGAAUGAUGUUAUGUGGUAUGAUGAGAAUGUUAAUUUAAGAUAUUUGUAUGGACUAGAUAAAGGUAAGGAGACGUUUGAAUUUUGUAUGAAAGCGGGUUUGAUUGCGAAUAAAUAUGAGUGUUGUAAGUGUGGCAAGGACAUGAAAUUGGUUGAAAGGCAUGAUAUAAGUGAUGGUUUUGAAUGGAGGUGUAAAUCAAAGGUGAAAGGACAAAUGCAUGACGUCAAAAGGAGUGUGAGAAAGGGUUCUUUUUUUGAAUUGAGUAGAAUGACAUUGAAUGAGAUUUUAGUUCAGGUAUAUUUGUGGGUGACUCAGAGUAAGGUUGAUUUCAAUAUGAAAGAAAGUAAAUGUUCUUCUAAGACUGUGUGUGACUAUCGUUCUUAUUGUCGUGAGGUUUGUGUGGUAGAGAUGAUUGAAAGUAGUAUGAAAGUGGGUGGAAGCGGCGUGACUGUUGAGGUAGAUGAAAGUAAAUUUGGAAAACGUAAAUUUAAUCGGGGAAAACGUGUGGAAGGUAAAUGGGUGUUUGGGGGAGUUGAGCGCGAGACGGGCAAAUGUUUUAUGAAAGUUGUGGAUGAUAGGACGACUGAUUCUUUAUUAAGUGUUAUAAAUGAGUAUAUUCUUCCGGGUUCGAUAAUAAUUUCAGACUGCUGGAAGAGCUACGAUUGCCUUUCUAAUGAAGGCUUCGUGCAUCUGAAGGUUAACCAUAGUGUGAAUUUCAAGGACCCGGAUACAGGUGCCCACACUAAUACCAUUGAAGGAACGUGGGGGGCAGUAAAACGCGCUAUACCAGCUAGCAAAGCAAAAACACAGCUCGAUUACUAUCUAGCCGAGUAUGUGUGGCGCAAAAAAAACAGGCACAUGUGUAACAAGUUCAUGGCCUUUGUCGACUCCAUCAUCCGCAUUUACCCUCCUCAAAGAGCCGACAAGGAGCCGGAAGACGGAACAUCGUCAUCAAAGUAA
This is a messenger RNA of Argiope bruennichi, 1223 nucleotides long. RefSeq lists its product as uncharacterized. The transcript has a single exon. The coding region runs from base 216 to 1223 and encodes 335 amino acids. The record is from RefSeq and is a predicted model, not a curated record. NCBI's taxonomy places the organism in Eukaryota, Metazoa, Arthropoda, Arachnida, Araneae, Araneidae.